AUGGCUGACAAAAUAAGAGUUAAUAACUCCAAGUUUGAUUUGGAUGACAACUAUGAUGUGUCCGAAUCAGAUAAAGAAUAUACAGAAAAAGAAAAGAAACUACUAGGGAAAUUGAAACAUCAACAUGAUAGUGAUUCUAGUAGUGAAGAGGAAGUUUAUCGUUUUUCAGAAUCUGAAAAUGAGUCUGAAAAAAACGAUUUGGAAAUGGCGGAUAGUGAUGUUGAAGGCCAAGAAAAGUCUGAUGAUGAUUUACCAGAUUCCAAAGCUUGGGGAAAGAAAAAGAGAUCCUAUUAUUCUACUGAUUAUGUUGAUGAAGAUUAUGGUGGAUUUGGAGAUGACGAGGAGGCAGCUCUUAUGGAAGAAGAAGAGGCAAAAAAUAUACAGAAACGACUUAUAGAACAGUUAGAAGAAGAUGAUUUUAAGUUAGAUUUUUUAACACCACUGCAACCAGCCUAUAGUGAGAAUGAGGAAACAUUAAUCAAGAAUGAUUUAAGUCAGAUGUCUAAAAGACAAAAAAUGCAGUUACUUGAAAAGGAAAGUCCAGAAUUUGCUGGACUUAUUGAAGAUUAUAAAUCAAAACUUUCUAUUGCUAAAGAUAAUUUACAGCCACUUUUGAAACUUGUAAGUCAAGGAAAAGUGCCAGAGUGCUCUGCUUCAAAAUUUGUUAAAACUAAAUAUGACCUUAUUUUAAACUACUGUACUAAUAUAAGUUUUUAUGUUCUUCUAAAAAGCCAGCGAAUUAGUAUACAAAAUCAUCCAGUUACAAAAAGACUUUACCAGUAUCGGCAGAUGUUAAAUAAAAUGGAACCUAUAUACUUGGAAGUGAUUAAACCGCAAAUUGAUAAAAUUAUAAAUGCUGUUGAGAAUAAAGUCAAAUUAGUAGUGAGGAAAGAAAACAUGAAGCGGAAAUCAACAAAACUGUCCUUGGAACAGCCACUCAAGAAACUCAAACUAAUAAACAAGCUUGAAAAAGAUGAUGGAGAAGACACUGGUGUUUCUGAUAAUGAUUAUGAUGGUAAUGACUUCUUCAAAUUUAGUGCUGGUUCUGAUGAUUUGGCUAACAAACACACGGAGUCGGAUGAGAGUGGUUUUUCUGAUAAUGAUGAUUUGGAAGCUGAAAAUAACAGACCAUCCACAUCUCAAGAGGUAACCAUGGAAGAAUUAGGAGAGAAACGUGAAAUAACUUAUCAAAUCGCUAAAAAUAAAGGACUAACUCCACAUAGAAAGAAAGAACAAAGAAAUCCAAGAGUGAAACAUAAACUAAAAUACAGAAAAGCUAAAAUAAGGAGGAAGGGUGCCGUUCGAGAACCAAGGACUGAGGUCACUCGUUAUGCUGGUGAAGCCUCGGGCAUUAAAACAAAUGUCAAAAAGAGCAUUAAAAUUAAGUGA
Molecule: messenger RNA, 1389 nt
Organism: Pieris macdunnoughi
Lineage: Eukaryota; Metazoa; Arthropoda; Insecta; Lepidoptera; Pieridae
Source: the annotation of a GenBank genome assembly